UCUUUUUGGCUCUUCACUUUCCCACUUAGCGUCACUCACUCUUCCUCUCCUCACGAUUCAGGUCUGUAGAUUUCCCCUCAAAUUCCUUCUUUUUGUCGCCCUUUCUUGCUGGUAAUCCUCAUCUUCAACUCUGUUCUCUCCAAAAGUCACUUGGGUCAUCCCCAAUUUCCCUUAUUUUCGUUUCCAAUUCCUCUAGGGUUCUUGCUGUUCUCCAAAAUCCUCGCUUUUCGUUGUCCGCGUGAUUCCCAGAUCUCUGUCUCCGAUCGUGGGUCGUUCUUAACUUCUUCCCACGAUCUCCGAUUUCGACAUAAUCAGAUGUCGGCAGGCUGCGCAAUCGAGCUCUACUUCGAUCCGGCACUCGAGAACCAGGUCCUGAAAGCUUGGAACGUCUUCGCCCGCCGACAAAUCAGCACGAAGUUGAUCGACACCGAGUCUCGCCCACACAUAGCUCUCUUCUCGACUGCCAUCAUCGACUCAACCAAGCUCGAAUCCGUCGUCAAGGCCUUCGCUUCAAAGCAGGAACCCCUCUCCCUCUCAUUCGCCUCCAUCGGCAGCUUCCCGUGCGAUAACAACGUACUUUUCCUCUCCCCGACGCCAUCUCUAUCAUUACUCCAGUUGCAGAUUCAGUUAUGCGACGCACUGAAGAGAGAAGGUGUAGAGAUCGGCGAGGAUUAUCGCGCCGAUUCGUGGAUUCCGUUUUGUCCCGUGGCUCUGGAAGUACCAAAGGCACGAAUGGCGGAGGCGUUCUCGGUAUUGAGGGACUUGAAGCUUCCCGUUAAUGGGUACUGCAUGGAAAUUGGUCUUGUUGAGUUUUCUCCUGUUCGUGAAAUCUUCUCCUUUGCGCUUGGUAACAACACUUUGGAGUCAUGAUAUGAUUUUAGCUUUGCUUUUUUGGAGUCUUGAUGAAAUAGAUAGUGUUCAGUGUUAUGUUGGGUUGAUGAUUUAGCUUAUUGGUUUUAUGUAAUUCUCCCAGUAGAAUCUUAUUGUUACUCUGAAACCAUGGAUUUGUAAGGAAUAGUUUAAGCAUUGCAUGUGUAAUUAUGUA
Tarenaya hassleriana is the source of this 1045-nucleotide messenger RNA. RefSeq lists its product as uncharacterized. The record is from RefSeq and is a predicted model, not a curated record. Bases 316 to 870 code for a protein of 184 amino acids. Lineage: Eukaryota; Viridiplantae; Streptophyta; Magnoliopsida; Brassicales; Cleomaceae. The transcript has a single exon.